AUGCAUCAUGCAUGUGUUCAGUACAGAGUGCAAAGAGCAAGGUACCCAGUACACAAUUCAAAUGAUCAAUACAGUGACUUCUUAUCGAACAUGUACUCUCCAAGAUUUGGUUCAACACUCUCCAGCAAAUUUAUCAUUAUCAUUAAUCGUGCUGAUGUCUUCACAGACAGAAAUUGGUGCUUGUUCAUUGACUUUUAUAUUAUGCCACUAAGCCUAUGGCGAAAAUAUGGUAUUUUAGUUUUGUUUAGGAUCAUCAAGUAUUAUGCCAAACAAUGGCUGUUGGAGAAAGAUAAUCUUUUAUUUGAUCGACUGGUAAUAUGCCAUUUGUAA
This is a messenger RNA of Helobdella robusta, 330 nucleotides long. RefSeq lists its product as hypothetical. Bases 1 to 330 code for a protein of 109 amino acids. Lineage: Eukaryota; Metazoa; Annelida; Clitellata; Rhynchobdellida; Glossiphoniidae. The transcript is spliced from 2 exons. The record is from RefSeq and is a predicted model, not a curated record.